UUUACGGCCCAUUUUCUACUACAGUCUUAUAUCGCGCCAGCUUCAGUCCGGCUUAAUAGGUAUUCUUUGCUAUUCAGCCCAGUAACUGGAUAGCAACCAUGCAUCUCUCGGCCAGUAUCUUCGUCACGAUCCUCCUGGCCGCCGUGGCCCCGGACAGGACUACAGCUCAGCGAAACGACGCGACGAACUCGGUGGCGGGCGAUGGGAGCACGGGUAGUCUCCGCAUACAAACGGUCUCCAACUCGGCACCCGCGGCCACGCCGAUCCCUCCAGAGGUACUGGCAGCCCAACAGUCAAGUGCCGCUGCUGUGGCAUCCGCUGUCGCCGCCGCCAACUCGGCGGCAGCAGCAUCGGGGUUGAAGCCACCUCCGGGUCUGCAAGCCGACGGAUCGCCGGUCUCGCUUCAGCCGCUGCCCGCACUUGUUCCUGGGGAUACCGCCAUCGCUCCGCCGGUUGUGGAACCAUCAACGGCGGCGUCGUCUGUUGCGGCGACGGUGGAAACGCCGUUUGAGGCGGUUGUAGCGCCGAGUCCUUCCGCAACAUUGGCCCCGCCCCCUGGCGUCGACAAGGCGGCGCCAGUGUCCCUUGCACCAUUACCGAACGCACCAGGCGUCGCGAGCUCGGCUGCCGAGCUAACCACGGCAUCAAGUAUUAGCCAGGCCGUAGGAUCUUUUACCCAGAUCCUCAGCCCGCCUUCAGCGAGCGUGGCAGUGGAGACGUCGACCACCGCAGCAGUACCGGAAUCAUCAACUAGUUACACUGCAGUCCUCGCGUCCUUUACCCCCAUUGUGGUCGAUCCGACCACAGCCGCCGUGAUAUUCGAUCCCACCAGCGUUGCCAGCGUCAUCGGCUCCUUCAUCCAGAUCUCCACAAGCUCUGCGCGCUCUAGCUUCGCGGCGCCCGCUCAAGGCUUCGUCUUCGCCAACGGCACAGACGCAGCAUCCCCCUCGGGCGUCGCCCACGCCACAGGUGGCCUCGCCCCUCUCCCGAACAACGAAGCCACCACGUCCCCAUCGUCCGGCUCCCUCAUGCCCCUCCCCACCACCACCACCACCACCAACAACCUCACCAACAUCGAAGGCGGGACUGACUCCUCACUCACAAACCUACGGCCCCUCCCCGGCGCCCCGGACGCCGAAUCAGAAUCAAGUGGCUCUCUCCGACCUCUGCCCAACGCAUCAUCCCAAACCGGCGGAACCGCCACGGACGUGGAGGCUAGUAGUAGCAGUAGUACCUUGCUAGUAACCGCCCUCCUGCCGACCACGACUGGUACCGGUGCGGCUGGCGGGUCGGGCAGUGAGGCCUCGGCGCUGACCACGCUCACGACGGUCGGCGGCGACGGGGUCACGAGCACGUUGGUGACGGCUGUGGCGGUGCAGACUGGUGCUGGUGCUGGUAGGCUGGCGAGCAACGGGAGUGCGAGUGGCGGCAUCGCAGCCGGGUCGGGAGCCGAGAGUGGAGUGCCGGGCGUGAGGAGUGUGGUCGUGGCUGUGGUGGGUGGGAUGGUGGGCUUGUUGGGGGUGUUGAUGAUGUAGGGUGUGUGUAUGUAUGUGUGUGUGUGAGGGGGAACGUGGGACUUUUGGGGAACAAAGGGGUUCGAGGUGAGGGGAGAGGGAGUUUGUCGGUUGAGUUGAGUUGAGUUGAGUUGAGUUCUCUGGCUGGGCCAUGCUGCGGGCAGUUUUCUUACAAGUCUACAUUAUUGGUAAUUUCAGGGUUUGCCAUCCACAGUCUGGGACGCGCUGGUGUUGGGAAGUUGACAACGGAGGCAUGACGAGCUUCUUGUAGCGCUAGGAUAGGCAGAAACAACUAUGAAUGAACUACUAACAGAAGAGCGAACCUUGGAUGUCACGUCGUUGGUGGUUCGAUAUAGCACGCUAACUUGGGUUACUAUAUACGAUUGCCUUAGGUCUGGGGAAAAUGACAAGCUUAGGUACGCUUACGUAUAUAUAAGAUAAGCGAUAUUGGCAC
Messenger RNA from Chaetomium strumarium, 1968 nucleotides. RefSeq lists its product as uncharacterized. The transcript is spliced from 2 exons. The record is from RefSeq and is a predicted model, not a curated record. NCBI's taxonomy places the organism in Eukaryota, Fungi, Ascomycota, Sordariomycetes, Sordariales, Chaetomiaceae. The coding region runs from base 99 to 1535 and encodes 478 amino acids.